AUGACGAGCUGCCUCAUUUGCGGGCUGAAGAACCACGAGUUUGUCAACUCAGAAGGCCAUUCAUGGUGGGAGCACGAGCUGGCUUCUAGAUCCACCUGGUGGUCGGACAUCCGGCUUCUCUGUGACCCCGACGACGAACUCGGGAGCCUGGCUCCAUCCCUGAAAUACAACAACAUCUUUGAGCCUUGCACCUCUACGUAUGCCGAGGCUCGGAUUUAUGAUGGGUUCCGACCACGGUCUCAAGCUGCAGACAUCGAGGUACACCAAGGCGUGUUCCAUGCUGUCUCCCACUACAAGUUGCUGCUGUCUGAUGGUACUAAGCGGGAUAUUUUGUAUCACCCUGGAGACUUGCGGUUCCGGACGUUCGAUGACCGGAUCUACCUUCCAGUCCAUGAGGUCUGUCUGGACAUUGCCCAAAAAGUCUUCGAGACCUCGCCUCGUGACGCAUACGUCAGGGACCUGAGAGCCUUGUGUUUAGCCCUGGGGUGGAGAUUGAGCAUGAAGCUCAAGUGUGAAGGGCCAGCAAGCAAGGAGUUCCCCCCGAACUACAUGAUCGGGAAGGCAAACUUUCUUAUCAACUGGGAAGAGUGGAGGUCUCGGGUCCGGAUGAGGGAGUUCAACCCCAUCCACGCAUGGCCAGGUCCGUAUGGCACGCCGCAAGAGAAUCUCCCCGAUGUAUGCCACUACAAGCUGCCUUGA
Clonostachys solani is the source of this 699-nucleotide messenger RNA. NCBI's taxonomy places the organism in Eukaryota, Fungi, Ascomycota, Sordariomycetes, Hypocreales, Bionectriaceae. The record is from the annotation of a GenBank genome assembly.